This is a messenger RNA of Periophthalmus magnuspinnatus, 1158 nucleotides long. RefSeq names its product troponin T2c, cardiac (gene tnnt2c). Gene Ontology annotation, biological process: cardiac muscle contraction; regulation of muscle contraction; sarcomere organization. The transcript has a single exon. The coding region runs from base 59 to 946 and encodes 295 amino acids. Gene Ontology annotation, molecular function: tropomyosin binding; troponin C binding; troponin I binding. Gene Ontology annotation, cellular component: troponin complex. The record is from RefSeq and is a predicted model, not a curated record. NCBI's taxonomy places the organism in Eukaryota, Metazoa, Chordata, Actinopteri, Gobiiformes, Gobiidae.
CCAAACACAACUGUGUUUCCUCUGCUCUGUCUUCAGCUACUGUCUGUGAGCUUCCAUCAUGUCAGACACUGAGGAGAUCGUAGAAGAGUGUGAACAGGAGGAAGAGGAAGAAGUGAACGAGGACGAGGUAGAACAAGAAGAAGAGGAAGCUGAGGAAGAGGAAGAAGAAGAGGGGGCAAAGGAGACUGCAGAGGAAGAAGAAGAGGAUGAGGAUCUGAAUGAUGAGCCUGAGAAAAAAGAGGAGGAAGAGCACGAGGAAGACUCCAGGCGGCGGCACAAAACAACCUACGUGCCAAACAUUGCUCCUCCAAAACUCCCGGAUGGUGAGAAAGUGGAUUUUGAUGAUCUUCAUCGUAAGAGGCUAGAGAAGGACUUCAAUGACCUUCAGACACUGAUAGAACUACACUUCUCCAACCGACAGAAAGAAGAAGAGGAACUAGUGGCGCUGCGCAACCGCAUCGAGCGCAGACGCGCCGACCGCGCGGAGCAACAGCGCGUCCGCGCAGAAGAAGAACGCGAGCGUCAGACCCGCCUGGCUGAAGAGAAAGCUCGGCGUGAAGAAGAGGCUGCAAAGCUGCGAGCAGAGGAGGAAGCCAAGAAGAAAAAGAUAUUCACCAACAAGUCAUUUGGUGGCUAUCUCCAAAAAGUGGACCAGAAGAAGGGCAAAAAACUUACCGCGCGAGAGGAGAAAAAGAAAGCCUUGUUAGAGCGCCGUAAGCCGCUGAAUAUUGACCAUCUUAAUCAGGAAAAAUUGGUGGAGAAGGCUCAGGACCUUUGGCAGUGGCUCCAUCAGCUGCACGCUGAGAAGUUUGAGCUGGCUGAAAAACUCAAGAGGCAGAAGUACGACAUUUACGUUCUGCGCAACAGAGUAAGCGAUCACCAAAGGGGCUCCAAAGCAUCCAAGACCUGUCGAGGAGCCAAGGGUAAAUCUGGAUCCUGGAAGUGAGAAAGAUGAGCCAAAUAGAACUGCAAAGUCCUGUGGUUUAUGGACAUUACAUAAGUGCACAACAUUGUAUUAACACACUAUAUCAAAAUCUUGAUUGAUUUAGCUCAAAUGAGAUAAAAACAAGCCAAGAUGAAUAAAUCUAGGGUAACUUAUCAUUUAUGUGUGUUAUCUAUAUGUGAUCUGCUUCUGCUGCAAAGUCCCUUCUUUUUUCU